Molecule: messenger RNA, 5178 nt
Organism: Eupeodes corollae
Lineage: Eukaryota; Metazoa; Arthropoda; Insecta; Diptera; Syrphidae
Gene: Dgk
Product: diacylglycerol kinase 1
Exons: 20
Coding region: 1568-4840 (1090 amino acids)
Biological process (GO): diacylglycerol metabolic process; intracellular signal transduction; lipid phosphorylation
Cellular component (GO): plasma membrane
Molecular function (GO): calcium ion binding; ATP-dependent diacylglycerol kinase activity
Source: RefSeq, a predicted model, not a curated record
UCAGUUCAGAUCAGCCGGUUAGUCGUGAAGCAUUUAAUCCAGCUAACUAAAUAAAUUAGUUCGGAUAUCGUGGUGUGUGUAUCAGGAUCUUUGUAUCUGCAUUCUUUCUUCUUUCUGUAGAUACUCGUAUAUGUCUGUUCAGUGCACUUGGUACUUUAAGAUUCAUAGUGAAAGUUCAAUAAUUUUACUCUUCCGCACUCACCUGUGGGUUGCAUAUUUCUUAGUCUGCACUUAAUUAAAAAGUCAAAUGAAAAUGUCUGUAUCUUAAAAAUUAGCAACUUAAAUAUUUUAUCAGUGAACUAUGUUUUGUAUCUAAAUAAUUUGACUCCCGUUGGUUACCUAUAAGUUAGUAGUUAAACUCGAGGGUGUGUGCGUUGUUAUUCAUUAUUAUUAUUAUUAUUUUUAUUACUUGUAUCUCUGCAAAUUCUGUGUAAUUUAUCUGAGUGCAAACAAAACAAAAACAACAACUUCGAACACGACGAGCGACGGCGGCGAAGACGGCCACUUGUGCGAUACUUUACCUAAUUUGUGUACCCAUAUUACAGAAUGCAGAGAUAUUUGAUAUAAGAUAAACUAUCUAAAGGUGAACGCAAUUUUGAGUGCUUUUGUAUUUAUGGUGUGCGCGUUAUUAUUUUUUGUUUAGUUAUUUUGUCCUCCCACUGCGUCAACAUACAUCAUUGACGGUGUUUGUUUUAUUUUACUUUUGUAUGUGAAAUGUGUUUAUAAUUGUUCGUUGUCGGACUAACUUCACAAUCGUUAGUUUAAUAUUAAUUAUUUUCUAGGCAGUAGACUUUUUUCCAAUUAUUGAUUAAUUCAUCUUAUCAAACCAAAACAUAAACGAGUAUAAUAAAAAUACAGGAUAGUCUAAUGCAAAUAUAAUCAGACAAGCAAAGUGUUUGUUAUAUACAAAAAGAAUUCCUUAAAAUUAUGCUUAAUUAAAUAUGUCGUGCAUAUAAAAAAAUCUAUCUUAAUUAACACAAAUGGAUACUUCGGACAAAUUUUGCUGUUUCUUUUUACAAAUCAUUUUAAAAAUAUAUUAUAUUAAAAUAUAUACUUAUAAAUAUGUUUGAACAUAUAAGUAUGUUAUGUACAUAAUAUAAUAUGUAUCUAUACAAUUUUAAUCUCUUUUUUGUUUUCAUCUAAAAGAAUUCAAAGAUACCUAAACAAAACAAAUUAAGAAUUUUUUAUCAGAGGUGAUUAUUUUUCAUCUAUGAAAUAUUAUUUUCUUUUUUUUUUUUAAGAGAAAAGCAAAUGAUGUGUUUUAUGUGAUUUUUUUAGCAAACAGAAACAGAUAAAAUAUUGAAAAUAAAUAUAGAAUUAAACUCGCAGUGAAAACAAAAAAUCUGUUGUCUUUUCGACAUUUUAAAGGUGACAAGAACAUUAUAACAAAAAUAAAAAUAUACGUAUUUUUAAAAACCGGAAGAUUAUUUAAAUUUGAUUUAAUAAGGAAACCUUACGCAUGUAAGAAAUUUUAACAUUUAAAAUAAUCAAUUUUCCCAAAAUCGUAGAGGAUAACAAACAUAAAUUCAUUGGAUGUAAAACCACUUUAUACACAAAAAUAAGAACGAUGACCUCACAGAAAUGGGAAAAACUGUCACCAAGUGAAUUCCAGCACUUACAGGAGCUUGCGUCAUACUCAACACGAAAGCUGCAGGAUGUGCUCCAGGAGUUUUGUUCCCCCCAAGCGCCAGCGAAAUUUGUUCCUGAUGGCGAAAUUGACUACGAUGGCUUUCGACGGUUUUUGGAUGCCUUUUUGGACUGUGAGGCUCCACAGGAACUAUCGAAACAUUUGUUCAUAUCCUUUUUGAAGCCAAAUAUCACGCAAUCACAAAUACAUGGAAAGGCACUUAACCAAAUGGCGGCAAUUAGCAGUACUGCAGCAUGUGCUCCAGUCACAUCGCACACAAAGGGAUCAAUUCCAAAUAUAAAUAGCAUAGCAGAUAUUCAACCAACCAUUACGACGACGGAGGUGAAGCAGAGCUUUGUGGAAAAGUUUCAUGGUAUCACAGAUAAACUUCAUUGUUCUUUAGGUCAUUUAGGUCAUGAUCCUAGCAAAACAGGAAGUGUACAUCCUAUGGUUACUGUUACGCCAAGCCCCAUGGGUGGAUCGAACAUAUUUCAGUCUGCCGCCCGCCGUUCCAUCGACUCGAGCCCAUCACAUUCACAACACACGCAGAGUCAUUCGCAAAUGUCACGUAAUUCAUCGAAAAAGAGCAACAAUUCAGUUAAUUGCAAAAUAGACGCUGACAUGAAACUUCUUACUCGUAAAAUGUCAUUCCUUGAUCCAUUGUCACUGAAAGUAGCGCUGAAGGAUGUGGUUUGCUAUUUGUCUCUCUUGGAAGCUGGACGGCCAGAGGAUAAACUUGAAUUUAUGUUUCGAUUGUACGACACGGAUGGCAAUGGGGUAUUAGAUACUGCGGAAAUGGAUGCUAUUGUUAGCCAAAUGAUGUCCGUAGCAGAAUAUCUCGGAUGGGAUGUUAGUGAAUUGAGACCGAUACUGCAAGAAAUGAUGGUGGAAAUUGACUAUGAUGCUGAUGGCACAGUCUCCCUAGACGAAUGGCAAAGGGGAGGCCUUACAACAAUACCACUCCUAGUUCUUCUUGGAGUGGAUAACACAGCCCUUAAAGAAGACGGAAUUCAUGUGUGGAGGCUGAAGCACUUUAGUAAACCUGCAUAUUGUAACCUUUGUCUGAAUAUGUUAGUUGGCUUGGGAAAGAAAGGGCUUUGUUGUGUGCUAUGCAAAUAUACAGUACACGAGAGAUGUGUACAGCACGCUCCAGCAUCCUGUAUCACAACCUACGUUAAAUCAAAGAAAGCCAAAGGCGGGGGUGACCUCUUGCAUCAUUGGGUCGAAGGCAACUGCUAUGGGCGUUGUUCCAAGUGCAGAAAACGUAUAAAGGCGUACCAUGGGAUAACAGGGCUAACAUGUCGAUGGUGUCACAUGAUGCUACACAACAGAUGUGCUUCGUCUGUAAAAAAAGAAUGUUUACUCGGUGAGUAUGCUGAUUUAAUUGUCCCGCCUACUGCAAUCUGCCCAGCUGUCCUCGAUAGACAACGAUCAGUUAAUCAAUCAAAUAGUUUUAAGGUUACACAUUUUCAAAUAACACCAUCAGAAACAGGAUGUCCGCUUCUUGUAUUCGUCAAUCCAAAAAGUGGUGGACGACAAGGCGAUCGUAUAUUGAGGAAAUUUCAGUAUAUGCUUAAUCCACGGCAAGUGUAUGACUUAUCUAAAGGUGGACCCAAAGAAGGGCUAACAUUGUUCAAGGAUUUGCCAAGUUUUAAAGUCAUUUGUUGCGGUGGUGAUGGCACGGUUGGUUGGGUCCUCGAGGCAAUGGAUUCUAUUCAACUGCAAUCACAACCAGCCAUUGGUGUGAUUCCAUUGGGGACAGGGAACGACUUAGCUCGGUGCCUGAGAUGGGGCGGCGGGUACGAGGGUGAAAAUAUACCCAAGCUAAUGGACAAGAUAAGUAGAUCGACUAUUGUGAUGCUAGAUCGAUGGAGUAUAGAAGUGACUAAUUCUGGACAAAUAGAAGAGAUUUUAAGGCCAAAGGUCACUCUUCAUUCGAAUAUGCAAAAAGUUAUUGAAUUAUCCCAGCGGGUUAUUGUCGAAAAGUCUGUUAUUGAAUCCUACGAAGAAGUUCAUAGCAACGGUACGAACACCACAACCAAUGAAUUCACUAAAGAAAACAAUAUGCGGAGCAUAUCAAUGUCCACAAUCCAAACAACCAAAACCCGUGAAGAGCACAGCCAAUUCAGAAGUACAAGUCCUCCAUCGUCGCUUUCUCAUUCUCAUCCUCCUCAUCUAUCAUCACUUCAAUUAAAGCCACAGGAGGAUACAACAGAAGAUAUACACACAAAAGACUCAAGCAAAACGGAUGCAGAUAAUCAAAAUAACAAUCAACAACCAAUGUCAGGAUAUCCAUCGACAACAACAUCACCAAUGGCGUUCGCUGUCAGCAGUCUCACAAUACCAUCGACACCAACAACGCCAACAAUAUUCGAUGCAAAUAGUAAUCCUCAAAUGCCACCUUUAGAAGUGGAUUUAGGAGAUGGUAAUGGCAACAUUCCACUGGCCACCUCCGGGAGCAUUCAAAGCAUUCCAAUUCAGAAACCAAUAAAAGUUCAAUCGGAAAAAGAUUGCUCCGCUCCAUACAACAUCAUCAAUAAUUAUUUCUCUGUUGGAGUGGAUGCUGCAAUUUGCGUUAAAUUCCAUUUGGAGCGUGAGAAGAAUCCACAUAAAUUUAACAGCCGCAUGAAGAACAAACUGUGGUACUUUGAGUACGCGACUUCAGAGACUUUUGCGGCCUCGUGUAAAAAUCUUCAUGAAAACAUUGAAAUUGUGUGUGAUGGGGUUUCACUGGACCUAGCAAAUGGACCACAUUUACAAGGCGUUGCCCUCCUUAACAUUCCCUACACUCAUGGGGGUUCAAAUUUAUGGGGUGAACAUUUGUCUCAGAAACGAAUAAGAAAAGGCGGACCAUUUCGGAAGGGUAAGAAAUUGAAAUCAUCGGAUAAAGAGUUAUCAGCGACAAGUUUCAAUUCAGUUGACUUAUCGGUUGCCAUCCAAGAUUUUGGUGAUCGUCUCAUAGAAGUCAUUGGCUUGGAAAAUUGUCUACACAUGGGGCAAGUGCGGACUGGUUUGAGGGCGUCCGGUCGUCGGUUAGCCCAGUGCUGUGAGGUAACAAUAAGGACCCGAAAAACUUUUCCAAUGCAAAUUGACGGUGAACCCUGGAUGCAAGCUCCCUGCACAAUAACUGUCACCCACAAGAACCAAGUUCCAAUGUUAAUGGCCCCUCGCUCCGAAAAGGGCAAAGGAUUUUUCAACUUGUUUUGCAGCUGACUUUCUUCUAUUAGCAGAAGUAGCAGUAACUCUGUUAUUAGUAAUAAUACUAAUUUUAAUAAUUGUAAUCAAUCCACCGUCCAAAUCACGGAAUAGCUUCAAAAGAACAAAAUAUAAAUAAACACAAAUUAAUUUACUAUUAUUAUUCUGUAUAUACAUACAUAACAUAUUUUGAAAUAAAAAUAAAAUGUGUUUUAUAUUUUAAUACAAAUUUACUAAUAGAAUGUAAAUAAAGCUUUAAAUGUAUCGCAAAUUUAUAAUACGAACAUUCACUUGAAAUUUUGUAUUGAAUUUAAUUUAAAUUUUUGAAAAAGACCAACUUUUUUCAUGUAACGAAA